CAACACUCUGCAUGUCAUAGACUUGACCAUCUUCGACUGCACUUGCGAGUACGAUACUAUUGACUUCUGCCUGGUGAAUACUUCAGAUUUCCCUCUAUUCUUCCACUAUACCGUCCAUCUGAGAGUUUUCCACACUCUCAACCUCAACUCCGCCAUCAUGAGAGUCCUCUCAAUCCUCUCAGCCGCCGCCAUGGCCUCGGCCUUCGUUCUACCCGAUCAAGCGACACUCGAAUCGCUAGCGAUUGAAGAGCAGAAGGUAGAUAAGCCUCAAGAGCACCCUUUCUGGAACAGAGUACACAAAGCAGAAACGUUCUGGGAGGAUCUCGAAGAAGAAUUCACAAAGUUUACACACUGUGCAAAGCACAAGUUCGAAGAGGUGGUCGAGUCGACCCAGGAAACCGCCGUCAAGUAUGGCGAACAAUUCCACAACGCCUUCGCUGGUGACGCAUGGUUAGAAAGUGCAGAACAAGAUCUCGACCUGCUAGAGCAUCCUCCUCACCAUGGUCCGCCACAUCAUCCUCCAGGCAAGAAGCCCAAGAGACCACACCAUCCACCUCAUCAUGGACCUCCCAAUCAGACUGUCUACCAGUUGAUCUCAAAGAGCAAAUAUACUACCAAGCUAGCUGCAGCCAUUGAUGAGUUCCCGGAUCUUGUCGAUCUACUCAACGGCACCAAGGCGAAUUACACCCUAUUUGCGCCGACGGACCAUGCAUUUGAGAAGAUCCCCAAGCAUGCCCCCAAGCCACCCAAGGAAUUCUUGAAGAAGCUCCUCACCUACCACGUCUCAGAAGAGUUCUACCCUGCAGGGCGUGUUUUGGUCAGCCGUACCAUCCCAACAGCCCUUCAGGCCGAAUACAUUGGCAAGGUCCCGCAACGAAUCUCGAGUCAGAUCUCAUUGAGAGGGCUCACCCUCAAUUUCUAUGCUCGCGUCGUGGCGAUUGAUAUCUUUGGCACCAACGGCGUCGUUCAUGGUAUUGAUAGCUUCCUGCUUCCUCCUCCAAAGGUGGUUGACAUCCUUUCUGCGCUUCCUGGCGAGUUCAGCACCCUCGAUCUUGCCCUGGAGAAGACCGGGUUGUUCUCUGCCUUCAACGACACUUCCAGUCACAAAGGAGGCACCCUGUUUGCUCCAUCCAAUUUUGCCUUUAAACGUCUAGGUCCAAGAAUCAAUGCCUUCCUUUUCAGCAGAUUUGGCCUGAAAUAUCUCAAGGCGUUGGUGUUGUACCAUGCUGGCGACAACAUUACUCUAUACUCUGACGCCAUCUACAAGAUUGACACUGACGCACACCCACCACAUCAUAAGGUACCAAAGGGCUUCAUCCAUGUCGACAUGCCUACUGGCCUGGAGGACAAGAGCUUGAGCAUUGAUAUUGCUCGAUACGGUCGGCUCAUCACGAUGAAGAUCAAUGGCUUUACUCGCGUCAGCGUUCUUGAUGGCAUUGCUGCUGACGGCGUUCUUCACAUUGUACCCAACGUGUUGAUCCCGCCAAAGACCCCCGGUGGUCCAGGUGUGGCAGAGGACAACAUGGACCUGGAAGAAUUCAAGGCAAGGCUGGCUCCUUUUGUCGAGGAGGAGGAACCACGACACGCUUCAUUCUUUAUUGCGGAAGACCCCGAACUAUGAACGUCGCAAUUACCUCCAAGAAGAGUUUGGGUGUUAAAACCAUGGGGCACGCGAGCCCUCCAAUCAUGUAUUUAGCGAUGUGAUAUAUGACCUGACGAUCCUUACUGAGAUUUAUGCCUCGAUUGAUGUUGAUUGGAGUUUGGGAAAUGAACAUAGCCACAUAGUAGUAGUAUUGAGAUGCAACUCAAUUGACCAACUGACGCAUCUUUGUCGAAGUCUCUUCUUGCUUUUGGCCUUUUCCACUACCAGUGAG
Messenger RNA from Exophiala xenobiotica, 1874 nucleotides. RefSeq lists its product as uncharacterized. Gene Ontology annotation, cellular component: fungal-type vacuole membrane. Bases 158 to 1621 code for a protein of 487 amino acids. Gene Ontology annotation, biological process: macroautophagy. Lineage: Eukaryota; Fungi; Ascomycota; Eurotiomycetes; Chaetothyriales; Herpotrichiellaceae. The transcript has a single exon. The record is from RefSeq and is a predicted model, not a curated record.